UACUGUUGCCCUUCUACCUGCCACACAUCGUUCGCCCUUCGUCUAUGCCGCCGCUGUUGGUGGUAGCAUGUUGGGCGAUGUCAACAUCUCAGCGAUUCUCGAUUCCUUUUCCAUUAGUUACGAUAAAAGAGUAAGGCCGAACUACGGAGGUCCACCCGUGGAGGUUGGCGUCACCAUGUAUGUCCUCAGCAUCAGCUCCGUGUCCGAAGUGAUGAUGGACUUUACGCUGGAUUUCUACUUCCGGCAAUUUUGGACUGAUCCAAGACUGGCAUUCACGAAGAGGCCGGGGGUGGAGACACUCAGCGUUGGAUCUGAACUUAUUAAAAAUAUAUGGGUACCAGAUACGUUUUUCGUCAAUGAGAAGCAGUCUUACUUUCACAUUGCCACCACCAGCAACGAGUUCAUACGAAUACACCACUCGGGAAGCAUAACACGAAGUAUACGCUUAACGAUCACAGCUUCGUGUCCCAUGAAUCUCCAGUAUUUCCCAAUGGAUCGACAACUGUGCCACAUCGAGAUCGAGAGUUUUGGAUACACAAUGCGCGAUAUUCGGUACAAAUGGCACGACGGCUCAAAAUCUGUCAGCAUCGCGAGUGAGGUGGAAUUGCCGCAGUUUCGCGUGCUCGGUCACAGGCAGCGAGAGAGAACCAUAGGCCUAACCACAGUCGGAUACACGAUGAGAGACAUCCGGUACAAGUGGAACGAAGGGCCCAACAGCGUCGGUGUCAGCAACGAGGUCUCCCUGCCUCAGUUCAAGGUCCUCGGUCAUCGACAGCGGGCGAUGGAGAUUAGUUUGACCACCGGUAAUUAUUCUCGGCUAGCGUGUGAAAUCCAGUUUGUGAGAUCGAUGGGAUACUACCUGAUCCAAAUCUACAUACCCUCGGGAUUAAUCGUGAUAAUCUCAUGGGUGAGCUUUUGGCUAAACCGAAACGCAACCCCCGCUCGGGUAGCCCUCGGAGUAACCACUGUGCUCACCAUGACAACCCUCAUGUCCUCGACAAACGCGGCCCUCCCCAAAAUCUCCUACGUCAAGUCAAUCGACGUCUACCUGGGAACGUGUUUCGUCAUGGUCUUCGCCUCACUCCUCGAGUACGCCACCGUCGGUUACAUAGCUAAGAGGAUUGCCAUGAGGAAAAGCAGGCUACAGAAGAUUGCGGAGAGUGUUGAACUAGCGAGGAAAAAUCCAGUACCUGGAGUGCCUGGAGAUCAUGGGGACCAUGCGCCAAAGCAAACUGAGGUGCGGUUCAAGGUCAACGACCCCAAGGCCCACAGCAAGGGUGGAACACUGGAGAAUACAAUAAAUGGACGGGCCGACGAGGAAGCACCGCCAGUGCCACAGCAUUUUAUACAUCCUGGCAAAGACAUAACGAAGUUGUAUGGUAUAACGCCCUCGGAUAUUGACAAGUACUCUCGCAUCGUAUUUCCCGUGUGCUUCGUGUGCUUCAACCUGAUGUACUGGAUCAUCUAUCUCCACAUCAGCGACGUAGUUGCCGACGAUCUGGUGUUACUCGAGGAGGCAAAGUAGACGAAUCCACCCGGGAACGAGAGAAAAAGUAGAAAAACUAAUGGAAUACUUCGCCGUAGAUCGAAAAAUGGAUUUUUUAGAGAGACUACCAUCGUUAAA
Messenger RNA from Diachasma alloeum, 1624 nucleotides. RefSeq names its product gamma-aminobutyric acid receptor subunit beta (gene Rdl). The record is from RefSeq and is a predicted model, not a curated record. Gene Ontology annotation, biological process: nervous system process; chloride transmembrane transport; signal transduction. Gene Ontology annotation, cellular component: membrane; neuron projection; synapse. Bases 68 to 1525 code for a protein of 485 amino acids. NCBI's taxonomy places the organism in Eukaryota, Metazoa, Arthropoda, Insecta, Hymenoptera, Braconidae. The transcript has 11 exons. Gene Ontology annotation, molecular function: chloride channel activity; neurotransmitter receptor activity; extracellular ligand-gated monoatomic ion channel activity.